AUGACUUUUUCUCUUGACCCCCUCUCAUUUAUAUAUCUAGAUUUAGAGUUACUCUUGCGUGGUUUCUGCCGCCUCCUCAUCACUUACUCUAGCUGGCCUGAAUCAGGAUCAUCCAUUGUUUCUUCAAACGGUUUUGGGAGCAGCAUCAUCUCUUCCAAUGGAUCUCGUCGCCAAGGGCUUUCUGCCUCUGCUGGGCAUAGCAGUAUAGGUGAUGAUGAUGAAGAUGAUUUAAGAAGUGGUGCUUGGAUAGGCAGAGGAAGAGGGGGAAUGAGCCGCCCUGUGACUUCCGGCCCUUCUGCCGAGUUGCGUGAAACUGUGCUGCGAUGCCUGACAGGAGUGUCUGGCCAUCGCACCAGUCUCCGAUUCGGACUGGAAGCCAUCUCGGAAUCGAUGGCCCAUCGCCUAUUGCACCUUCUGUUAGACCAAUCGACGCAUCGAGAUUGGACUUACGUUACCAUGUCCCUGCUUAACUGGUGGAGAGUUAGUUUCUUAAUUUAUCCUCGCAGCAUUUUCUUUCCUCCUCUAACUAUAUCAUUAAUUCAUUUUCUUCAGUAUUUUAGCCUUAUGAACUUGUUAAAAUUUGGAAAGCUUUUCAGAGCAUUUAGCUACUAA
This is a messenger RNA of Protopolystoma xenopodis, 612 nucleotides long. The record is from the annotation of a GenBank genome assembly. NCBI's taxonomy places the organism in Eukaryota, Metazoa, Platyhelminthes, Monogenea, Polystomatidea, Polystomatidae.